CGAACGCGACAUACGGUUAACUUUGACCCGAAAGCAACCUCCCCUCUCCCCCUUCCCUCGCUGUCAAGAUGGCGCUCUCCAGGGUGUGCUGGGCUCGGGCUGCUGUGUGGGGUUCAGCAGUCACCCCUGGACAUUUUGUCACCCGGAGGCUGCAACUUGGUCGCUCUGGCCUGGCUUGGGGGGGCCCUCGGUCUUCAAAGCUUCACCUUUCUCCAAAGGCAGAUGUGAAGAACUUGAUAUCUUAUGUGGUGACCAAGACAAAAGCGAUUAAUGGGAAAUACCAUCGUUUCUUGGGUCGUCAUUUCCCCCGCUUCUAUGUCCUGUACACAAUCUUCACGAAAGGAUUUCGGAUGUUAUGGGCUGAUGCCAAAAAGGCUAGAAGAAUAAAGACAAACAUGUGGAAUCACAAUAUAGAGUUUCAUCAACUUCCGUACCGGGAGAUGGAGCAUUUGAGACAGUUCCGCCAAGACGUCACCAAGUGUCUUUUCCUAGGUAUAAUUUCCAUUCCACCUUUUGCCAACUACCUGGUCUUCCUACUAAUGUACCUGUUUCCCAGGCAACUACUGAUCAGGCAUUUCUGGACCCCAAAACAGCAAACUGAUUUCUUAGAUAUCUAUCAUGCUUUCCGGAAGCAGUCCCACCCAGAAAUCAUUAGUUAUUUAGAAAAGGUCAUCCCUCUCAUUUCUGAUACAGGACUCCGGUGGCAUCUGACAGAUCUGUGCACCAAGAUACAGCAUGGUUUCCACCCAGCAAUACGUGAUAUCUUGGCUCUGAGAGAGUGUUUCUCUAACCAUCCUCUGGGCAUGAACCAACUCCAGGCUUUUCACGUGAAAGCCUUGAGCCGAGCCAUGCUUCUCACACCUUACCUGCCGCCUCCCUUGUUAAGACAUCGUUUGAAGACUCAUACAACUGUGAUUCACCAACUGGACCAGGCUUUGGCAAAGCUGGGGAUUGGCCAGCUGACUGCUGAGGAAGUAAAAUCGGCUUGUUAUCUCCGUGGCCUGAAUUCUACCCAUAUUGGUGAAGACAGGUGUCGAACUUGGCUGGGAGAAUGGCUGCAGAUUUCCUGCAGCCUGAAAGAAGCUGAGCUGUCUCUCUUGCUGCACAACGUGGUCCUGCUCUCCACCAACUACCUUGGGACAAGGCGCUGAGUGAACCAUGGAGUGGAUGGCGUUGUCUUGCAGUCACAUAGUGUAGCAGUGCGGGACCAAACAGCACUUGCUAGUGAAGUCUGUGUGCAUUGUUAAGUGUGUGGGACGUAGAGAGGAGCAGGUGCCUUGGGCUUCACAGCAUGGCACAUAUGUGGGAACUGCAGACAUUCCGCUUAUGGCGAGAACUGAAACAAACCCUCUUGUCAAGCGUGGCCCAUAGAAGGCGUCAUCCCGUCCCCCUCAUAAUUACUAAUAGCUGGAACUGGCAGCAGCCUCUGCUGGGCUUUUACUGUGGUGUGUUCAGUUCAUAUCCUAGGAAGUCAGCUUUCGCCCCAGGUGGGAAUCCUUAUUUGGCUUAGGGCUGAUCCACUUCCCUGUUACUUCCAUCUGUGGGUUUUUGUUGUUGCUGUUA
Molecule: messenger RNA, 1563 nt
Organism: Sapajus apella (tufted capuchin)
Lineage: Eukaryota; Metazoa; Chordata; Mammalia; Primates; Cebidae
Gene: LETMD1
Product: LETM1 domain containing 1
Exons: 9
Coding region: 69-1151 (360 amino acids)
Biological process (GO): intracellular monoatomic cation homeostasis
Cellular component (GO): mitochondrial inner membrane
Molecular function (GO): ribosome binding
Source: RefSeq, a predicted model, not a curated record